AUGGACCCUUCUAAAACAUAAACGUUAAAGUUAUCAUAAUCUACUAAGGAGAGAGUAGAAACUGCAAAAUAAUAUAGAAUAUCGAAAAGAAAUAACAAAAGUUACUUUAUGAAUAAAAAGAGAAAAAUGGGAAAAAUUAAUUCAAAAACUAUCUAAUCUUAAUUAUACACCCCAUAGAAUAAUAAGUUAUCAAAUAAGACUUACUUCAUAAAGAGGCUGAAAUAUUAAGAUUAUCGAGAUAAAAAUUAAGCAUAAAAAGACUUUGAACCAAUAGGAAUAAUUGGAAGAGGUGCUUUUGGUGAAGUAAGAUUGUGUAAAAAUAAAUUAUCAAAUGAUAUAGUUGCAGUUAAGAAAAUGAAAAAUUCUGAAAUGGCUUAUAAAAAGUAAGUAUCAUGUUAAGCAAGAAUAUGCAAUAAUCAACCUCUGGAUUUGAAUACUGAUGAAAUGUGUUAUUAGUAUUGAGAGGAUGUAAAACAAUAAGAAAAGUAUUUAUUGAUUCUGAUAGAAAAUUAUAGUGUUAAGAUUAUUUAGGAAAUAAAAUAACAUUCAAAAAAUUUAUUGGAAUUGAUGGUAUUUGUGAAGGUGACUAAGGAGGGUCUAGUUGAUAAAGGAGAUGUAAAGAUGGUUAUUUUAAUACUUUUAAACUUUGUAAAGCUUAUUAAUACAAUUGUGUAUCUAAUGGAAAAUUCUGUGUUUCGUAUUUAAAAAAAUGUGAUUUAUAUCAAGGAAAUGAGUUGAAGUGUUAAGAGUAUAAAGGAUCAGAUGGUUAUUGCAAAGGUGUUGAUUCUACAUUAGAUUUACCAUGUUAACCGAAAGUUUGUGAAGAUGCACCUAAGUAUUUUAAAACUGAUGAAGAAUGCAAUUAAAUUUAAAUAUCUUGCUUUUCAACAGGAAAUUGA
Paramecium sonneborni is the source of this 899-nucleotide messenger RNA. The record is from the annotation of a GenBank genome assembly. NCBI's taxonomy places the organism in Eukaryota, Ciliophora, Oligohymenophorea, Peniculida, Parameciidae.